Lotus japonicus is the source of this 1725-nucleotide messenger RNA. Its product is annotated as probable serine/threonine-protein kinase PIX13. Gene Ontology annotation, biological process: protein phosphorylation. Bases 223 to 1407 code for a protein of 394 amino acids. Gene Ontology annotation, molecular function: protein kinase activity; ATP binding. Lineage: Eukaryota; Viridiplantae; Streptophyta; Magnoliopsida; Fabales; Fabaceae. The transcript has 6 exons. The record is from RefSeq and is a predicted model, not a curated record.
AAAUAAAUCCAUGGAAAAGGUCAAGAAGUCACUGUUCAUCCAUUUCGUAUCAUACAUACAUCUCUCUGCCUUUGAUAUUUCUUGACACUUUCUCCUCUCCUUCCUGGAACAAUUCCCACAGCAUAACAUAUAAACAAGUAUGUGAGCUUCCAAUUCCAAACUAGCUAGAUAGACUUCACUUGUUUGGUUGGUUGCUGCAGCUAUAGUUUUCUUCCCAGAAUCAUGGGAAAUUGUUUGGCAAAACAAGGUGAUGAUGAUCAGGUUAAGAAGAAGAUUACUGCAGCCACCAAUAAACCACGCACAUCCCCUGCUACAGCACCCGUAGAAUGUAGCAUUAUUCAUGAUGCUACUGCAGCACUAGAGGCACCUUGUACCGGGAAGAUCGUGAAGCCGAAUCUGAAAAUGUUCCCAUUGGAUGAUUUGAAAACUGCCACAAGAAACUUCAAACCAGACACGAUUCUCGGAGAGGGUGGUUUUGGGCGUGUUUUCAAAGGAUGGAUCGAUCCCAAGACCUUCAAGCCCUCAAGAGUUGGUGUUGGAAUCCCUGUUGCUGUCAAGAAAUCUAGCUCUGACAGCCUCCAAGGUUUAGAAGAAUGGCAGAGUGAAGUGAAAUUUUUGGGGAAGUUCUCUCAUCCAAACCUGGUUAAACUACUAGGAUACUGCUGGGAGGAAAGUUGUUUCUUGCUUGUGUAUGAGUACAUGCAGAAGGGGAGCUUGGAAAGCCACCUAUUCAGAAAAGAAGGUCCAGAACCCCUUUCUUGGGAUAUAAGGCUCAAGAUAGCCAUAGGAGCUGCUAGAGGCCUUGCUUUCUUGCACAAUUCAGAAAAAUCUGUCAUCUACAGAGAUUUCAAGUCCUCCAACAUUUUACUUGAUAGGGAUUUCAAUGCAAAGCUUUCCGAUUUUGGGUUGGCAAAGCUUGGCCCUAUCAAUGGAAGAUCUCACAUAACCACGCGGGUCAUGGGCACCUAUGGAUAUGCAGCCCCUGAGUACAUGGCCACAGGUCAUCUCUACGUGAAAAGUGACGUGUACGGAUUUGGUGUGGUUCUGCUGGAAAUAUUAACGGGCCUAAUAGCACUGGACAAAAACCGGCCCACGUAUGAGCAGAAUUUGGUGGGUUACGCGAUGCCAUCUCUAAGUGACAAAAAGAGUCUAAAAAAGAUAAUGGACCCAAAGAUGGACCAACAGUAUUCAAUAAAAGCAGCACUUCUAAUAGCUCAGCUUAUACUCACAUGUUUGGAAUCUGACCCAAAGAACAGGCCUUCUAUGGAGGAUGUUUUGAGUACCUUAGAGAAGGCCCAAAGCAUCAAACAUAAGCCCAAAGUGAAGAAAGCACUAAAUAAGGAGCAGCCCAAACCAAUUCAUUACAGCAAUGGUUACUCCAAAUCAAGAACUCACUCCCCUCAAUAGUAAUCUACUAUGUACCACAUGUGGUUUUCUUUUGUUAAGAAUAUGGUAGAAUAGAAAGAACACACAUCUAGACUAUAGGACAGGACAUUAGUGACAUGCUAAGGAGAUCAAUAAAAGUUCACUCUUGCGUAGGUGCGCCAGAUGAUCUCUCUAAAGUUACCACAGGUCUUCUUUAAUUAACCAUUAUAUGUUGUUAAUUAGUAAUACAUGAGUUCCAAUCCAUCCCCUGAAUUGCACUUUACUAUAUGUGCACAUAUAAUUGUUAUAUUAGAUGUAAACUCUCUUAGAAUUAAUGUUUAGAUAGCUUAUUUUGUCGCA